AUGAGAAGCAUGAGACUGUUUCUUUCACUUGCUUUCAGUGCUCUCAUGCUACUUGAAGGCUAUGGGUUUACGGUGGAAACUGAUAAGCAAGGGUUGCUCGAAUUCAAGUCUCGAGUUUCUGAAAACGGAAGAGUUCCUUUCCUCAUGGAAUCACUCAAACCCUUUAUGCAACUGGGAUGGGGUUACAUGUGGCCGCAAACACAAGAGAGUUACAAGUUUGGACCUCACAGGAUUGCAACUGGGUGGGGGAAGCUCCCUGCAUCUCUUGGAAACUUGACAUCACUCACAGAACUUGUCAUUGGAGAUAACAAUAUAGAAGGAGGAAUUCCGGAUGAUAUAGCUAGACUGACUCAAAUGGUCACUCUUGAAUCAUCACGGAACAAUUUCUCAGGUGUACUUCCGCCGGCAAUCUACAAUUUGUCCUCACUCGAGUUGUUAUACAUGUUUGAUAAUGGUUUCUCAGGUAAUUUGAGGGAAGAUUUUGGUAGUUUGCUACCAAAUCUCAAAUUCUUAUACUUGAGAGAUAAUAAUCUCACUGGUCCCAUCCCAGCAACACUUCCCAAUAUAUCAACUCUUCAACGUUUAGAUCUCCAGUUCAACAAUCUAAUUGGAAGUAUUCCUCGGAGCUUCGGAAAGCACGGAAAUUGCAAUACCUAG
Molecule: messenger RNA, 657 nt
Organism: Microthlaspi erraticum
Lineage: Eukaryota; Viridiplantae; Streptophyta; Magnoliopsida; Brassicales; Brassicaceae
Source: the annotation of a GenBank genome assembly